AUGAGGCUCCUUCCACUUGCCCUAGCCGCUAUUCUUCUUGCCGCCUCAUCCCCUUUAGGUGGCCGACACGUCAUCAACAACCUGACCGAGACCGUCAAUAUUGACAUCCAAGUCAACAAAGCCACCUCGGAAGCCACCAUCGAAGUCUGGGACCAAGACCGCAGCCAAGUCCUUGCUCAGUCUUGCUCCUUUACUUCUCCCGGAAGCAUGUACCUCAACCAUGGCUACUUUUCGAAGAGACCCAUCACCGUCAAGUCCAGAUCAGCAAUGACGGCUGGGGCAACAUCACCAUUGGCGACAAGACGUUCAAGAUUCACAGCAACCCUGAGAUCUCCGGUGGCAUCAAAUGCAACAGCAUCAUCAGCGAAGACGAGACCAUUGUCAGCUGCCUGGCCCCCAUUUUGGGCGAGAUUGUUGGGGUUGAGCAAAGCCGGUCGUCUGGCGAUGCAGGAUUGCUUCCCCAACGGUGCCUUGAAGCUCACAAAAGUCAUGCGAGCCGCUGAGGGAAACCACAAGGUGACGCCAUAUGUCGAGACUCUGCGCGAGAUGAACAUAGCCGCGAAGAUGAUCGCUGGCAGCAAUACCUUUACGAACAUGAACGACACCAUCACCCAACGCCAGUACAACCCGUGUUCCAUCUGGUCCUCAAACACGAAAUUGGAGGGCGAUGGAGACCCUCAUCAGACACCCAUGCAUAUCCAGCUCAGUGUAAGCUUCCUUCUUCUUCUUCUCCGCCCAACACAGUUUGGCUGA
Sordaria macrospora k-hell is the source of this 753-nucleotide messenger RNA. RefSeq lists its product as uncharacterized. NCBI's taxonomy places the organism in Eukaryota, Fungi, Ascomycota, Sordariomycetes, Sordariales, Sordariaceae. The record is from RefSeq and is a predicted model, not a curated record.